Dromiciops gliroides (monito del monte) is the source of this 321-nucleotide messenger RNA. Its product is annotated as serine protease inhibitor Kazal-type 6-like. Bases 1 to 321 code for a protein of 106 amino acids. The transcript has 5 exons. NCBI's taxonomy places the organism in Eukaryota, Metazoa, Chordata, Mammalia, Microbiotheria, Microbiotheriidae. The record is from RefSeq and is a predicted model, not a curated record. Gene Ontology annotation, molecular function: protein binding.
AUGAAAGCAACAGCUGCCUUUGUACUUCUUUCUCUGGCCCUUUUAUGCUUCUUCUCAGAUGUCAGCAGUCAAGGAGGAGGGAAGGACAAAAGAGCCUGGAUUCCAAGGUUAUCGGGCCGAGUGUUUGGGAAAAGUGUCUUAAGGAAUCAUCUCUCUCAAGUGGACUGCGGUGAAUUUCGAGACCCUAAAGUAUACUGCACCAGAGAAUCUAACCCUCAUUGUGGCUCCAAUGGACAGACUUACGGCAACAAGUGUUCCUUCUGUAAAGCAAUGGUGGAAAGUGGUGGAAAGGUGACAUUAAAGCAUCAGGGAAAAUGCUGA